GAGGAGAUUCCCCAAAAACUUGGCCCCCAUUUCUUUCGCAUCGUCGUCUCGCCUUGCCCCGUCCACUAACCCUAGCGGCAACUGCGAUCUCCAACCGCUCGAUCUCUCGCCGGAGGCUCCAGAUCUGCGGGAGGUAGUCGACCUCGUCGCCGGCGGUGGGGUUUCCGAAUCGGGGGCGAAGAUGACGGAGGCGUGGGUGCGGCACAAGCCCGGGAUGGCGAGCGUCAAGGACAUGCCGGUGCUGCAGGACGGGCCGCCGCCGGGCGGCUUCGCGCCCGUGCGCUACGCGCGCCGGAUCCCCACCAAGGGGCCCAGCGCCAUCGCCAUCUUCCUCACUACCUUCGGCGCCUUCGCCUGGGGGAUGUACCAGGUUGGCCAGGGGAACAAGGUCCGCCGUGCACUCAAAGAGGAGAAAAUUGCUGCCCGCACCGCUUUAGUGCCAGUGCUCCAAGCUGAAGAAGAUGAAAGAUUUGUCAAAGAGUGGACAAAGUCUCUUAUGUGGGAGGAAAUAAUUAUGAAAGAUGUCCCUGGAUGGAAGGUCGGCCAAAGUGUCUAUAAUUCCGGGAAAUGGAUGCCUCCUGCCACCGGCGAGCUGCGUCGUGAAGAUUGAUGAAAUCCAAGGGGCUUGCCGCAGCCUACCAAAGAUGCCAUCAUGUCUUUUGGGCAUGCAUAAGGCUUUUGAACCAGAAUACCCAAAAAAAAUUGCUACGAGGAACUCACUCUUAAAGCACUCGCUGUGCAUUUGUUGUGUUGAUGAAAUCUUGGCUAAUAAUUGGACAUGUCAAACAGACAUUUGUUUCACAUGAACUAUGCUCUUUUGUGGACGGAACAUCUGUUUUGCCCUGAUGUUCUCCCUUCUCUAUGUUUUAUUUUUUUCUACUCUGUACUAAGCACUUCUUGGUCAGUGCUUUACCUUACUGUAAACAUUCGAAUGUAUUCAGUCUUUUUAGACAAAGACACAGGAGGAACAUUCAAUGUCAA
This is a messenger RNA of Oryza sativa Japonica Group (Japanese rice), 981 nucleotides long. RefSeq names its product NADH dehydrogenase [ubiquinone] 1 alpha subcomplex subunit 13-B. Lineage: Eukaryota; Viridiplantae; Streptophyta; Magnoliopsida; Poales; Poaceae. The record is from RefSeq and is a predicted model, not a curated record.